This is a messenger RNA of Klebsormidium nitens, 1131 nucleotides long. The record is from the annotation of a GenBank genome assembly. Lineage: Eukaryota; Viridiplantae; Streptophyta; Klebsormidiophyceae; Klebsormidiales; Klebsormidiaceae.
AUGACUACAGGGGCAAGCUCAAAGAAGCGGUAUGCAGAAAAGGAAGUUUUCGACUGCUCUGAGGGGAUGGUUCUUCCGACUGGGAGCGGCAAGUUUGAGAGUGGCCUUUUGGGAGCUAUUACGGCUGCAUAUGCUGGACGCUACUGUUUGCAUCUGCGUCCGGAUGACAUCUGGCUGGCCGUAUCUCAGGGAGUCAGUGCGCAUCUACAGGCUGACAAGAACGCAGAGAAGUACAGGAAGACCUUUGUGGACCAUGAAGGGAAGAAGGACAUUCUGGUCGACGUGACUGAUUUCCUGACAGGGAAGAAGACGCUCUUGGAGUGGCCCAAGUGCGUCCAGCUCAUCGUCGACGAGCUGGACGACCUCGUGAAGGGAGAAACCACCAAAGUUAGCGUCAACGACUUCUCCACGACGGACUUCGUCGCCAAAACCUCCAGCCAGAUUGUUCUCAUGGAUUCCAUGAAGCACUACUUCGUCUACAAGAUGGGAAUAGCAGGUUGCGCCAGGCGGAAGUCCGUUCCAGAGUGCGGAAUUCCGUCCGUGACACUGCACGGAAUGCUCGCGGAUUGGGAGGCCCUGACGGAGAAGACGCGCGCGCUGCGCGCGCUGAACAUCGGCCUGGACUGGUGGCUGGACACACUAGAGACGGUCUUAGAGCGCCUGGUGGGUACGUACCGGGGCAACGUGGACCAGGACUGGUGGAGCCGGGUGCUAAGCGCAGAGUCGGGCCAUCAGUCGGGGCCUUCCCCCCAGCAUAUCUCGGGCUGGCUCUGCGCUUUCUUUCCUUAUGAAGAAGUUAAAGGGGUGAUGCGCCGCCGCAAAGCGAUUGACCGGGAGAAUCCCCCGAGCGGGCUCGUGGAGUGCCCGUUCAUCCUGGUUGAUGCGCGGGUGAAACCCGGGGUCCAAACCGACAACCUGCUUGUGGCCGGGAGCUGCGGGGUGUCGGUGACCGAGGACGGAAAAGGGGUUAUGCCGUGCACCGGGUGGCUCGUGAAGACGGACCCGAGCAAUGGGAACAAGUUCGAAGCGGCGAAGAUCGUGGCCGGAGACUACGCAGCAGAUCAAGCCGAGAGAGAGUCUCCCAAGAGACAGGCUUUUGAAUCCGGUUCCGAAACUGAUUCUUCUGAAUAA